Messenger RNA from Arthroderma uncinatum, 465 nucleotides. RefSeq names its product Cu,Zn superoxide dismutase. Lineage: Eukaryota; Fungi; Ascomycota; Eurotiomycetes; Onygenales; Arthrodermataceae. Bases 1 to 465 code for a protein of 154 amino acids. Gene Ontology annotation, molecular function: copper ion binding; superoxide dismutase activity. The record is from RefSeq and is a predicted model, not a curated record. Gene Ontology annotation, biological process: removal of superoxide radicals. The transcript has 5 exons.
AUGGUCAAAGCAGUUGCUGUCGUCCGUGGUGACUCCAACGUCAAGGGCACCGUCACCUUCGAGCAAGAGUCCGAGUCUUCGCCCACCACCAUCUCAUGGAACAUCACCGGCCAUGACGCCAACGCGCAGCGUGGUUUCCACAUCCACCAGUUCGGUGACAACACCAACGGCUGCACCUCCGCCGGCCCUCACUUCAACCCAUUCAACAAGACCCACGGUGCUCCCACCGAUGAGAUCCGCCAUGUUGGAGACUUGGGCAACAUCAGCACCGAUGCGCAGGGCAACGCCGUUGGCUCCACCCAGGACAAGCUGAUCAAGCUGAUCGGUGAACACUCCGUUGUGGGCCGCACCAUCGUCUGCCACGCAGGCACCGAUGACCUUGGCCAGGGUGGAAACGAGGAGUCCAAGAAGACCGGAAACGCUGGUCCCCGUCCUGCUUGUGGUGUCAUUGGCAUCUCUGCAUAG